Molecule: messenger RNA, 2057 nt
Organism: Parasteatoda tepidariorum (common house spider)
Lineage: Eukaryota; Metazoa; Arthropoda; Arachnida; Araneae; Theridiidae
Source: RefSeq, a predicted model, not a curated record
UUAAAUGAAACAGAAAUAGGUGGCAGUGAACGGUUACAAUCAAUUGAUUGAUAAGUAAUCUAUCAAUUUUUUGCAACCAAAAUACAAAAUAAAAAUUAUAACUAAUUUUGUAAUAUGCAUUUAGAUCUGAGAGCAUCAUGCGUCAGAAAUAUCUUACGUUAACGUUGCAAGAAGCCAUUCAGUAUAUGGAAAGCUUCGAUAAUAUUGAACAUUCCGAAAAUGAUGAAGUCUUAUGUCUUCUACCUGAACCUUUUGCCGACACAGAUGAAGAAGAAGAUUCGAAUGAAAAUGAUUUGGGUGAUAUUCAGCCAGUAGAUGCCAGUGAAAAUGUUGUAAUAUUGACGAAAAGAAAUGAAAGUGAAACUGAAGCGGAAAUAAAAACUGAACAGCAAACGACUAAACACAAGGAAAAAAAUAGUGAGGGCAGUGUAUUGUCAAGUGUACUGCAAAAGAGGAAGAUUUCUCUAUUUUCAGACACAAGUAAGAGGAGAAAAAUUAUUGAUAAUAAUACCUUAAAUGAAACUGAAGAGAGGGAAUCAACAAAUAUAGAAAAAGAACCUAUAUAUGAUUGGAAUCAAAACGGAGAUAUUUUACCAAUUGAAAAAGAAAGUAUUUUAACUUUGGAGGAAACUCAUCCUCAAUUGUUUUCUCUUAGCCCCUAUGAACUCUUUCGCAAAUACUUUGAUGAUGAUAUGCUACAGUUUAUUGUUGAUGAAACUGUUCAGUAUGCUCGACAGAAAGAUGAUUUAAAUUUUAAUCUAACAAUAAAAGAUAUGGAGAAAUUCUUAGGAAUAAUACUGUUUACUGGUUAUCACCAUUUACCGCAAGAAGAUAUGUAUUGGAGUAGAGCGGAUGACUGUAACAUACCUCUGGUAUACGAAGCGAUGUCGAGGCAGUAUUUUCGGGAUAUAAAGAAAUAUCUCCAUCUGUGUAACAAUGAUUCACUUGAUCUUCAAGAUAAGCUUGUACAAGUUGGGGGAUUCUUAGAAAUGUUUUGCCAUAGACUUCAGCAAUUUGGAAUAUUUUCUGAAAAUUUAAAUGUAGGAGAAGAAAUGAUCCCGUAUACGGGAAAACAUUUUGCAAAAAUCUAUUCAAGGAACAAGACCGUUAAGAUCGGUUUUAAACUUUGGGUGUUAGCUUCGUCCGACGGCUACCCAUUCAAUUUGAAAGUGUUUACAGGGAACGAAAACAUGCCUGAUAAUGGAAAUCAGUUACCUUUGGGUACUAGAGUUGUAUUUGAUUUGAUUCCUUGUGUGACAAAGCCUAAAUGUCAUACUAUUUAUGUUGACAGUUUUUUUAAUUCUUUGACCUUGCUGAAAGAAAUGCGAGAUAAAGGAUUUAGAGCAAUAGGAACAAUCAGAGAAAAUAGGCUGCAGGGAUGUCCUCUAAAGGAAUCUGAAGAAAUGAAAAAAGAAGACCCGGGUGCAUUUGAUAAAAUGUCCACAAAAGAAAUUUUGGUUGUUAAAUUUAAUGAUAAUCGUGUCAUUUACAUGGCUUCAAAUUUCGAGUCAAUUGGACUUAAUGGAAAAACAAGAAAGUGGUGCCUGGAUAAAAAGAAAAAAAUCGAAGUGUAUCAACCUCAUAUUGUGACUAAUUAUAAUGCCAACAUAGGAGGUGUCGAUUUGCUCGCUCGAUCUUUAAAUCAAUUCCGUCCCAAAAUCAGAGGGAAUAAGUGGUGGUGGCCAUUCUUCAUAAAUACAAUAAACAUUGCAGUAGUGGCUGCUUGGAAAAUAAAAUGCAAAGGGGGAGAGAAAUUAUCUUUACUUGAUUUUUUGAGAAAUGUUACCUAUGCACUUAUAAAAAAAGAAGACUGUAAACCGCCCCGCCAAACUGGGCCUUCGCCAAUUCAAUGUAAUGAUGUGCGAUUUGAUGGGGUAAACCACUUCAUAGAAGGUGGUCAUAAACAAUCUAGGUGUAAAUUUUGCAAGAAAAAUACUCGUUUACGGUGCAUUAAAUGCAAAAUAAACCUACAUAAGGAAUGUUCAUAUAAAUAUCAUACAAAAUAAUAAUGUUAAAAUUAAAUAAGUUCUUAAAGAUUAAAAUAAUUUUUACUUUUA